GAAAAUUCAAGAAGUAAUCUUCAGCUCUUUGAUUUGAUGUAUUCUGUAAUGUAGAGUUUCUACUCCGAGGUUGCCUUAAAUGGUAAUUUUUGCAAUUACAAUCUAUUCUUGCUAGUGUGUUUAUUGAGAUGCAUUGCACCGGCACAAAUCAAAGAGAAAUCAACGCGGAUCAGAUAAACGGCUUUGGAUUAAUUGUAGUAAAACCGUAAUUUUGAAGAUGGCGACAUUCACAGAACCCGCCACUGUAUUCAAAUUUCUUUCAUGUCUUUGUCUUGUUUUGCUUCGUACACUUUGUUUUCUAAGCCAGACAUCAAACUCAACGAAAGCACCGAAUUUUGUCGUAUUUAUAGUGGACGAUUUGGGAAUAGGUGACAUCGGGUGCUUUGGCAAUGACACAAUAAAGACACCAAACAUCGAUAAUUUAGCGUCGCAAGGAGUUAAGCUUAAUCAUAAUCUUGCACCUGCUUCGUUGUGCACACCAAGCCGUGCUGCUACCCUGACAGGCAGGUAUGCAGUUAGAUCGGGAUUUGCAGCCAAUUUGGGAGAAAAACGGGUUUUACUCGAUCUAGCCGUUUCGGGAGGCUUACCGCAGAACGAGACGACCAUUGCCGAAAUCUUAAAGGUGUCUGGUUAUCGAACGGGGCUUAUUGGAAAAUGGCAUCUUGGUUUGAACUGCGAAAAGAAUGAUGAUUCCUGUCACAAUCCAUUGAAUGCAGGUUUUCACGAGUAUUAUGGACUACCUUUCACAAAUGUUCGUGGUCAAUGUACAAGACCGGAAGAUGGCGCUUUUGAAUUAAAAAGAAUGGAAAAGAAAUCAAGGCAACUCAUCUAUGCGACUGUCGCUCUGGUAAUUGCCAUGUGGAUUUUACGAAUUUUAUCGCGUAAAAAUUCAUUACUUUUGAUUCUCAUCGUCGCAGGGAGCACGAGAUUCAUGAUGAAGUUUGUUAAGACUAAUUUCCCAAAACGCAAUUGUGUUUUGAUGCGAAACUUUGACGUAGUCGAGCAACCGGUAAAGAUGGACAAUUUAACUUUGCGAUUUACCAGAGAAGCGCAGAGUUUCAUCAAACGUUCCAAACGGCAGCCCUUCUUUCUUCUCGUGUCUUACGCCAAAGUACACACUUCUCUUUUUACCAUGCCAAGAUUUCACGGCCACAGCGCACACGGUAAUUACGGAGACAACGUGGAGGAGAUGGACUGGAGUGUAGGUGAAAUUGUAUCAAGUCUACGGGAAGAAAAUCUUCUGGAAGAUACCCUGGUCUACUUCACUUCAGACCAUGGACCACACUUAGAAGAAACUGUGGAUAGUGGGGAGUACUGUGGCGGAUGGAGGGGUCUUUAUAAGGGAGGAAAAGGGCAAAACUGGGAAGGCGGAAUCCGUGUACCGACGGUGGUGAUGUGGAAAAGCCAUCUUCCGGAAGGCGCUGUGAUCAAUGAACCCACGAGUACAAUGGAUAUUUUUCGAACAAUGAGCAACCUCGCAGAUGGAAAGAUACCCGAAGACAGACUCGUUGACAGUAAGGACAUUCUGCCUUUACUAAAACAAGAAGAAACUAUAUCGCCACACGAAUUUCUCUUCCACUACUGUGGUUCUUCCAUUCACGCUGUGAGAUACAGACCACGAACUGGCAACAAUACAUGGAAGACGCAUUUCGUUACACCGAACUGGAAGCCGGGAAAACAAGAGUGUAACAGAGAGAAAAUUUCAUGUGGAUGUUUCGGGGAUGUUACUCAACAUGAUCCACCAUUGCUCUAUGAUAUCACUAAUGAUCCCUACGAGAACACGCCACUGGAUGCAAUGAAACAUGGAGAUAUUGUUGCCAAGAUACAAGAGGCGAUUGCAUCUCAUAAAGCGGGAGUGAAAAGAGUGCCGUCACAACUUACUACUUCAAACAAUGCAUGGAAACCGUCUCUUCAACCGUGCUGUAAUUUCCCUUUUUGCGCUUGUUCAGAAUGACCACCGUCGGAAUACUUCAGGAUUUUGUGCAAUACACAAUGUAGUAUUUGAUAUGCAAAAUAUAUCAAACAAUAUUGUAAAUGAUUAUUUAAUUUAGAAAGUCGGUGAUUUAAUUCAUGGAAUCAUUAGAUUAACACCUACAUGAACUGCUUUUCAUCAAAUUAUCUGCAUCGAUCAACCAAUCAUGGACAAUAUUAAUGAAUAAAGAACUCUCCUAAGAUAUUUGAUGAGUACUCAAAAGCACCUAACGACCACUGACUGUAGUCCAACCAUCACUGCCAUCCCCAUCUGGUUUUCGUUCUCUGUCUCCGCUGUUUGUAGCAGCGCUUCCACCCUUUCGAGCGGCCGACCAAGAUCGACCUAAAGAAGUCAUCACAUGAGACACGAGUUUAUUUUCGGAUCGAAAACAUAGUGAACCAUUUAGGGAUCUUCAAAUACCUUCCGAGCGUCCAGCAGGAGGUGCAUCACGUCGCCAUGCCCCUGAAUCCCUGUCAUCCUCUCUGUUCCUCCAACGUCCCCCACCUUCCCUGUCAUCUGGCCUGCGGGGGGGACCUCUAUCAUCUUGAUAGCGAUCAUCACCUCGGGGAGGCGGCCCACGAUCAUCUCUAGUUGGACCUCUACCACCCCGCCAUGGAUCUUCUCUAAAUCCACCUGUAGUAAAAACCAAAAUGUAACAAUAUAAAUUCGACUUUGAAAUAAAUUCGAAAUAUUGCUUUGGAAAA
Xenia sp. Carnegie-2017 is the source of this 2676-nucleotide messenger RNA. RefSeq names its product arylsulfatase L-like. NCBI's taxonomy places the organism in Eukaryota, Metazoa, Cnidaria, Anthozoa, Malacalcyonacea, Xeniidae. Gene Ontology annotation, molecular function: arylsulfatase activity. The coding region runs from base 218 to 1954 and encodes 578 amino acids. The transcript has 4 exons. The record is from RefSeq and is a predicted model, not a curated record.